UGUUUAAGUAAUCUUUCAAGUAUAAAGUCCACAAAAAAUUUUGGAGAACACAUUCAAUAACUUUACUUUCAAGUUCCAACAAAUAACUAUCACAUUUUGUUCAAAAUGGUAGCAAAGGCUGUUCUUCUAUUCUGCGCUCAGGCACUUUUCGCACAGUGCAUCUUAAGCCAAUGUAUCGGCGCUGGAUACGGAAUCGCUGAAGGUCUGGCUAGAGGUCCGUGGAAUGCUCCGUACCUUGCUGAAGCCCCAUUAACCGCUUCCUGGGCUGCUGGUCCUUGUGCUGCUACUCCAUUCGCCACAGCUGAAUGGGCAACUGGCUAUGCACCUCUUGCUUCUAAUGGAGGUAGCUUCCCGAUUAGGAGCGCUUCCCCCAUCGCAGUCACCGGCGUGUCUAUGAGUUCUGAUAACGUAUACGAAGGCCCCUUAGCCGUGUCUGGUGCUGUGCCGUUCUUAGCAGCUGUCGCUUUAGAAGGUACCUUACCCACUGCCGGUGCUGGUGCAAUCACUUACAGUUGCGGGAACGGAAACGUAGCCAUGUUGAGUGAGGAUUUCAAUAACUUCAAUGCGUAUGGACCUUACGGCUACGGCGCUGGUGUCGCGGGGGGAUAUGGCUACGGGUACCCCCUGGCCCUUGAAGCGGGUAUUGCUGGACCUGGAUAUGGUUUCAAUAGGGGAUGUGGUUGUGGCGCAAUUUACUAAACGCUGUUUAGUCAUUAUUUCUAGUUUAUUAUUGUUUGUUAAGUUGUCUGAUACCUUUACAAUUCUUCGAUAAUAAAUAGUAAUUGGUUAUAAUA
Molecule: messenger RNA, 794 nt
Organism: Maniola jurtina (meadow brown)
Lineage: Eukaryota; Metazoa; Arthropoda; Insecta; Lepidoptera; Nymphalidae
Product: chorion class B protein Ld34-like
Exons: 2
Coding region: 106-699 (197 amino acids)
Biological process (GO): chorion-containing eggshell formation; multicellular organism development
Cellular component (GO): egg chorion
Molecular function (GO): structural constituent of egg chorion
Source: RefSeq, a predicted model, not a curated record